Manduca sexta (tobacco hornworm) is the source of this 1040-nucleotide messenger RNA. Its product is annotated as apolipophorin-3-like. NCBI's taxonomy places the organism in Eukaryota, Metazoa, Arthropoda, Insecta, Lepidoptera, Sphingidae. The transcript has 4 exons. The coding region runs from base 379 to 948 and encodes 189 amino acids. Gene Ontology annotation, cellular component: extracellular region. The record is from RefSeq and is a predicted model, not a curated record. Gene Ontology annotation, biological process: lipid transport. Gene Ontology annotation, molecular function: lipid binding.
GCGCUAAUUCCCGUGUGGCCGCUCCGGUGUCCACUCACGUGUCCGCUCCGAUCUGGCGGCGGGCGCGGCGGGUGGUGCACACCUGGGCGGCACCUGUGGCGGUGCACGCGGGCGGCUGCAGCUCGUUAUCUCGGUGUCGCGGCCCUGCUGCACCCGGACACGAGUUGUUUGUAAACAGGGCGCAGGGCUGCGCUGUUUGCACGCCGCAGGAAAAUUUGGUCGCGAGAGUGUUCCAGCCGUUAUCGGUGCGCUCGUUAUCUCUCCCGGCGCGUAUAUAACGCUCCUGCGCGCCGCACUAUUCACAGUCGUCGGUGUGUUGCAGACGGACACAGACUCAUCAAUCCCUCGCAGCUAUACUUCCAGUCCAGUCACUUCAUCAUGGCAGCCAAGUUCGUCGUGGUUCUCGCCGCGUGCGUGGCCCUCUCGCACAGCGCGAUGGUGCGCCGCGACGCUCCCGCUGGCGGCAACGCGUUUGAAGAGAUGGAGAAGCACGCCAAAGAGUUCCAGAAGACCUUCAGCGAGCAAUUUAACUCCCUCGUCAACUCCAAAAACACCCAGGACUUCAACAAGGCGCUUAAGGAUGGCUCCGACUCCGUGCUGCAGCAACUGUCCGCCUUCUCCUCCAGUCUUCAGGGAGCGAUAAGCGACGCUAACGGCAAAGCCAAGGAAGCGCUGGAGCAGGCGCGCCAGAACGUAGAGAAGACCGCCGAGGAGCUGCGCAAGGCGCACCCCGACGUCGAGAAGGAAGCCAACGCGUUCAAGGACAAGCUGCAGGCGGCCGUGCAGACCACCGUGCAGGAGUCCCAGAAGUUGGCGAAGGAGGUGGCUUCUAACAUGGAGGAGACAAACAAGAAACUGGCGCCCAAGAUCAAGCAGGCCUAUGACGACUUCGUGAAGCACGCCGAGGAGGUGCAAAAGAAACUGCACGAGGCCGCCACCAAGCAGUGAGGAGGCUCCGCGCAUGCGCACACGACUCCGCGCCGUGACCCGCGUUAACCUCACCCUGCACCACGCAUACAAUAAAGCUCUCUUAGAUUUAA